AUGGGUCCCUCAGCAUCUCGCCUGAUGGCCCAGGAGGAGGAUGACGCUCCCUCGCCGAAUGACGAGGAGUCGUCAGGUGCUGAGUCUGAUGAGUAUCAGUCCGCCCCCUCGCAGAGCGAAGACGCACCCGCUAGAUUGGAGCCACAGGAGGAGCAGACCGUCCCCUCGGAGAGCGAAGGGGCUUCAUUUGCAUCCAAGAUCAAUGAAGGGAACGCACCUGGCGCGCCGAGCGAUGACAGCUCUUCCAUUGCUUCCGAAGACAAAUUCACUAUUCCCCCGUUCGAGGAAGGACAGGAAUCCUCGAGCCGUACCAUAGACGAUCUAAACCUCAGGAUUCCCCUCUGCGUGUAUGGUCUCCUCCGACAGAUCUUUUCCCCCGAGGAGGGCUACCAACACACACACACCACCCGGCACUCGGAGGAGAUCGACUUUCAAGUGCUGCAUGUGGGCCACCCUACCACAGGAGAGUUCUUUUGCCUAUUGUCUGGACCCACGCCCCCGUGGGCCCCGUUCUGGUAUGCGUAUUCCGUCUGGCUCGUUAUGGAGCUGGAUAUAAUGGAACGCGUCACAUCCCCGGAACCCCCGAUUACUGGGAUGAUCUGGCGCGAGGGGAGAUUUGGACUCUACGAACGCCGUCGGGUGGACGGAAGCAUCGUCACGGCUCCAGGGACCUUCGUACAUGACCGAAGGCACUCUUUUGAUGCCGUCGAGGAUUGGUUCUUCCUCGUGGACUUUCUCCUGCGCUUCAAGGGCGAGGUCAACUAUCGUAACAUCCCGACAAUACCUGACGAGGCACAGAGCUAG
This is a messenger RNA of Aspergillus uvarum CBS 121591, 804 nucleotides long. RefSeq lists its product as uncharacterized. Lineage: Eukaryota; Fungi; Ascomycota; Eurotiomycetes; Eurotiales; Aspergillaceae. The coding region runs from base 1 to 804 and encodes 267 amino acids. The transcript has a single exon. The record is from RefSeq and is a predicted model, not a curated record.